Molecule: messenger RNA, 1101 nt
Organism: Electrophorus electricus (electric eel)
Lineage: Eukaryota; Metazoa; Chordata; Actinopteri; Gymnotiformes; Gymnotidae
Source: RefSeq, a predicted model, not a curated record
UUGGUCUUCGGGGUUUGUUGUAGUGCAGAUCUUUGUCUUUUGGACUUUUCCGUGUUGAGUAUUUUCGGCACACUGGAGCUCUAAGCUUAAGCAAAUACACAGACGACAUGCACCGUCGCUCUCGUCUCCAGUUCUUCAACAUGUUCGACCACCCGAUGCCCCGGGCCUUCCAGAACCGCUUCUCCACGCAGUACCGCUGCUACUCCGUGUCCAUGCUGGCGGGGCCCAACGAUCGGUCAGACGUGGAGAAAGGCGGAAAAAUUAUAAUGCCCCCCUCCGCACUGGAUCAGCUAAGUAGACUUAACAUCACGUAUCCCAUGCUAUUCAAACUGACCAAUAAGAACUCAGACAGAAUGACUCACUGUGGUGUGCUGGAGUUUGUGGCCGAUGAAGGGAUCUGUUACCUACCCCACUGGAUGAUGCAAAACUUGUUACUGGAAGAAGGAGGCUUGGUCCAAGUUGAGAGUGUCAAUCUCAUGGUGGCAACAUACUCUAAAUUUCAGCCCCAAAGCCCAGACUUCCUAGAUAUCACAAACCCUAAAGCUGUAUUAGAGAAUGCAUUGAGAAACUUUGCCUGUUUGACUACAGGGGAUGUAAUUGCCAUCAACUACAAUGAAAAGAUCUAUGAGCUACGUGUCAUGGAGACCAAACCAGAUAAAGCAGUAUCCAUUAUUGAAUGUGAUAUGAAUGUGGACUUUGAUGCUCCACUUGGUUACAAAGAACCUGAGAGACCCACACAGCACCACGAGGAACCAGCUGAGGAAGAGUCAGACCCCAGUAACUAUGAGAUGGAUAUUGGAUUUAGAGCAUUCACGGGCUCAGGGAAUCGUCUUGAUGGGAAGAAGAAAGGCAUCGAACCCAGCCCUGCUCCCAUCGGCCCCAGUGACAUCAAACGGGGAAUUCCUAAUUAUGACUUCAAGAUUGGAAAGAUUACUUUCAUCAGGAACUCCAGACCACAGCCUCGCAAAACAGAGGAGGAUGACUCGGUCAGCAGCUUCAUCGCGUUCUCGGGCGAGGGUCAGUCCUUGCGCAAAAAGGGCAGGAAGCCUUAAUCUCACACACUCACCAGCAUCAUGCAAUAAACGCAUCUGGCAAACUGCU